Messenger RNA from Symbiodinium sp. CCMP2456, 224 nucleotides. NCBI's taxonomy places the organism in Eukaryota, Dinophyceae, Suessiales, Symbiodiniaceae. The record is from the annotation of a GenBank genome assembly.
GGCGCCGAGCCGAAGGGCCUCGUGAAGAGACAUCUCCGAAAGCACCACUACGCCACGGCCGAGGUCACCGCAGCCUUCGAGAGAGGCCUCCUCGUCGACAACGCGAAGCCGGAGGAGACAGAGCCCAAUCCAGAGCCUGGCGCGGACACUCGCGUCGGCUCCCCUCAGGCAGCGGCUCCGGCCCCUCGGGCCGAGGAAUCGUCCAAUGCUGCAGCGAUGCAGUC